UGUUUCUAUUUUGCUUAAUAUGUAUGGGUUUUUUUGUCAGUGUCACUUGUGUAGGUUCUCUGCUGUUCGCUUGCGUUCCUUUGGUGGUGAGAGAUGUUGGGGUUGGCCUAGGAUAUGGUUGUUCAUUUGGGGUUGGCUGUGGUGGUCUUUGUUUCGUGUGUGAGUGGGGUGGGUAGGUGUUUUGGGUCAGGUUAGCCAUAUUGAUUCGUAUGCUGUUGGUGGAUUUUUGUUGUUGUCUUGUUGGGCUGUGUAUGUGAUAAAGGGGAACCAUACUGGGGUGAAGCCGUCUUCUUCUAUUUGUCCCCGUGUCAGUUUCAGCUAAUUGGUUAAUUUUUCUAGUAAGGCUGUUUCCCUUACUAUUUGGUACCAUUGGUCCAUGUUUACUCCUGACAGGUCUCUCCAGUGUCUGGUUAUGGUGUUUCUGGUUGCUGAGAGUAAGUGGGUUAUGAGUUCUUUGUGAUGUAGGUGGGCCUUAUUGUCUUGGAAGAUGUUUAGCAAGGCCAGUUCUGGGGUGAUUUCUAAUACUUGUUUGGUUAUUUUACAUAUAUCUCGUAUGGUUGUUGUCCAGAAUAGUUGGAUUUUGGAGCACUCCCACCACAUGUGGAAAUAUGUGCCUGUUGAGGUGCACCCUCUCCAGCAUUUUGGUGAGGUUCCUGGGCGUAUUAGCACUAGUUUUCUUGGUGUUAGGUACCACCUGUAGGUGAGUUUCAGAGUGAGUUCUUUCCUUUUUGUUGAUAUAGAUUUAAAGGGGGGUUUAGACCACAUUUUGGUCCACUGAGUGGGGCUAAUCUCGUAGCGUAUGUCAUCUUCCCAUUGUCUUUUGACUGUGUCUAGGGGAUUUGUGGAAUUUUGGAGUAGUAUUUUAUAUAUUGCAGAUACCAUCCCUUUGCCGUGUCCCUUUGUCGUUAGGAGGUUUUCAAAGGUUGUCAGAGGCCUAGUUGCUGCUGAUUUUACCGCUGGGUUGCUUAGGAGGGCGUGUAGUUGGUGUUGUGCUAACCAAGGUAUUUGGGUGUCUUCUAGUUUAUCCAGUAUUUCUUGUGUUGACAAAGCUUUGUUAUUUUUAUAAAGGUCUAUUAGGCGAUAUAAGCCUUUGGCUUGCCAGGUUUUUAUCUGGAGGUUUUGUGCUGCAUGGUGGAAUAAUGGGUGGUAAGCCAGGGGGGUUAGUGGGGAUGGGGUUGGGGAUAGUUUGCCCAUUUCUGUUUUCCAUGCUUUGAACAUGGUUUGUGUGUACCUAUUAAGUGUUGUGGGGAUUUUCUUUUGUUUGGGAGGAAUGGGUAUGCUGUGGUGCAGAUAUUUUCAAUUGAGUCCCUCUGUAGGUUUAUCCAUUGUUUUGUCUCAUCUUCCAGUAUGUAUGGGAUUAUAUGUCGUAUUUGAUUGGCUCUGUAAUACAUUUCUAUGUUGGGGAUUCCCCAUCCUCCUUGUGAGGUGGGGCUAUGCAGAUAUUUGGUGCUUAUUCUUGGUUUUUUAUGUGAGAAGAUGAAAGAGUGUAGUUUUCUCUGCCAUCUGCGAAGUUGGGUUGGGAGAAUCCAGAUUGGGAGGGUUUGGAAUAGGUAGGUUAGUUUUGGGAGGGUGGUCGUUUUGAUCAUGGCCAUUUUGUCUGAGAGAGUGAAAUUCAUAUUGUUCCAUCUCUUUAGGUCUUUGUUUAUUUGUCGCCAUAGGGUAUAAUUUGUUGAGGUUUUUGGUUAUUUGUAACCCUAGGUAUCUGAACUUGGUGUGACAGAGUUUUAUCUUGGUGAUAUUAGUGGGUUCUUUCUGGGUGUGAGGAGAGGUGUUGAAGCACAUGGCUUCUGAUUUUGUAAAGUUUACUUGUAGGCCUGACACUGUUGCAAAUGUGUUGAGUUCUCUGAUUAGGGAGGUUGCUGUGUUUAAGGGGUCUGGUGUUGUGACCAUUAAGUCAUCUGCAAAGAGUCCUAAUUUGUAUGUUCUCCCUUUUUUUAUUUCUACCUGAAACCAUUCUUAACCUGAGGUACCACUUUAGAUAAUGGGGCUUCCCACUGCUGCUGCCGCACGAUUUCUAUUCUCAUCCUGGGGCAAAGUUCUUAACCCGAGGUACUACAUCUGGGUUAGCGGAGUCUGUAAGCCGAAGUGUUUGUAACCCAAGGUACCACUGUACCCUAUUAAGUAUAGCCAAAUCUAUAACUUCAUUUGAAUUAAUAUUCUCAUGAGUAAACCAAAGUUGUUGUAUUGACUUCUGUAACAUUGUUAAUAUGGCCAUUUAUAUAUCUGAUCUACAUAUUGCAGAUUCCACAUUUCCCCUUAUUGCUGCUGGUUUCCCUAUAUAUUAUACUCAUGAGGAAAACAACUCCAAUCAAUCCACAAAGCGUGCAUUUAUCACAGAAGAUGGUGAAAAAUACUUGACUUGUCCAUGGCUGACACGCUUUGUUCCUUCAGUCCACACUGCUGUGGUUAUUUUGAGCCUUCCUUUAAACAUUAUGGCAAUUCUCAUGUUUGUGGUCAAAUUAAGGCUUAAGAAGCCAGCAGUGGUGUACAUGCUCAACCUGGCUUCUGCAGAUGUCCUCUUUGUGAGUGUGCUUCCUUUUAAAAUCGCCUACAACUUUUCUGGAAACAACUGGAUGUUUGGGCCUGAGAUGUGUCGAUUUGUCACUGCUGCCUUCUACUGCAACAUGUACUGCUCCGUCCUGCUGAUGAUGGUGAUAAGCAUUGACCGUUUCCUGGCCGUGGUGUACCCAAUCCAGUCCCUGUCCUGGCGCACAGCAAGACGGGCCUCGAUGGUCUGCUUUCUCAUCUGGCUUCUGGCUAUAGCUGGGGUGAUACCUCUGCUUGUCAAUGAGCAAACAAAGAGAUUAUCCCGGUUAAAUAUUACAACCUGUCGUGAUGCAGUAGAUAUCUCUGCUUUUAUGGAUAUAUUUCGGCAUUACUUUUCUGCAUUAUCUAUUUUGUUCUUUUUUAUACCGUUAUUAAUCUCCACCACCUGUUAUGUGUGCAUUAUAAGGAAACUUUCUUCGUCCAAUGUUGCUGCAGAGCCUAGUAAAAGGAGACGUGCCGUUCUCCUGUCUGUAGCUGUCUUGUCUUCUUUUAUUAUUUGUUUUGGUCCUACAAAUGUCCUAUUACUAGUGCACAGCUUGUACUUCUUACCUGAUCAACCCCUUGAAAGUCUGUAUUUUUCCUACAUCUUAGCGGUCUGCAUUGGUACCAUAAACUGCUGCAUUGAUCCCUUAAUUUAUUAUUAUGCCUCUUCAAAGUGUCAAAAGCAGGUGUGGGAUCUCCUGUGCUAUAAAAAGCAGUCUGGUCUCGAACAAAGCAGUCAGACAACAAGCAGUAAUGCCACAAAUCAUUUUAGUGGCCUGAAAAAUUUGUCUCAAGCAUAGAAUUUUACAGUGUGUGGUACAGUAUUCAUAAAUAUAGGUGUUGCAUGCCAAAGCAUGCAUAAUUUGUCCCAAGCAUAGCAUCUUACAUUAAAUAUGUUUGCAGUAUGUGCAGUAAUACUCAUUUGUAAACCUAGUGUUGCAUGCCACCUA
Zootoca vivipara (common lizard) is the source of this 3479-nucleotide messenger RNA. The record is from RefSeq and is a predicted model, not a curated record. NCBI's taxonomy places the organism in Eukaryota, Metazoa, Chordata, Lepidosauria, Squamata, Lacertidae.